This is a messenger RNA of Leptinotarsa decemlineata (Colorado potato beetle), 441 nucleotides long. RefSeq lists its product as uncharacterized. Lineage: Eukaryota; Metazoa; Arthropoda; Insecta; Coleoptera; Chrysomelidae. The record is from RefSeq and is a predicted model, not a curated record.
AUGAAGAAGAAACACUGUGAUGAACUUAGUCUGCUGAGACGGGAAUUGAAUGAUGUGAAAACCAUAAGUAGUGCUGGCAUGGAAAAUAUACUUACUGAGGUUCAUGAACGCGCAAUACGUUCAAAUAAUCUGAUGCUGUUCAAUGUUGAAGAAUCGAAGGCUGAAGGUAUAGAAGCUGACGACAAAAAAAUUGCUAUUCAAGUACUUGAAUCUAUUGACGUUGACAGCAAUGAUCUAACUAAAGUGAUCCGCAUAGGUCGACAAGGUAAUAAACCCAGGCCUAUCAAGAUUAUGUUGUCAAACUCAAAUGCAGUUGGUCAUGCUCUGAAACUCAAAAAUAGAUUGCUUAAUACAAAAUUCAGAAUCGCUUCAGACAGAACCAAAAUACAGCAAGAACAAAUGAAAAAAGUACAGGAUGAGUUAAAGCAACGCCGGGAUUGA